AUGUCCUUCACCCCAUAUGAUAUUCUAACUACUGAAUCCGAAUCCGAACCAAAUACAAACACAAGCCUCCUUCUCACAAUCCGCUUCUCAGCCUCGAUCCCAGACCUCUACCUCGACAUCCCAGCCCCCGAAACCACCACAGCCGCAGGCCUCAAGCAAUUAAUUCGCACACAUCUACCCUCCGAUCUCUCCACGCAUCGCCUCCGUCUCAUCUACUCCGGACGCGGUCUCGAAGAUGCCACCGCGCUGAAAAUAUCAUUGAGAUUACCACCGCCACCACCCGCACAGGCUAAUAAAGAUGAGAGCGCAAAGAAGGAUAAGAAGGAUAAGGGCAAGGAGCCAGUCCGUGAACAGCCGCGGGUAUAUAUACACUGCUCGAUCGGGGAUAUCAUCCUCUCAGACACGGACCUAGCGGAAGAAGCGGCUGCCGCAUCGACACUUCUACGGGAGGGGCCAGAUGGUUCUGAUGACGAGUAUGAAGCGAAGCAACAACAGGAAAAGCAGAAACAGCAGGCUUCGACAACAACGCCCGCGCCCCGUGGCUUCGACCGUCUGCUCACAGCGGGCUUCACCGCAGCGGAAGUCACUGCCCUCCGCUCGCAGUUCAUGGCCGUUCAAUCCGUAUCACGCACACCGGAUACGAUGCCUAGUGGUGCGGAGCUCCGCGAGCUUGAGGAUCGAUGGCUAGAUGAAGGGACGACUGCUGGAUCCACUGUGGGGCCUGGGGUUGGCGGCGAUGGCGGUACUGGGGUUGAUGGGGAUGACGAUGGGAGCUUUGGAACUGGCUCGCGAGGAGCUAUUGAUGAUAUGCUCUGGGGUGCGGUUAUGGGAUUCUUUUGGCCUAUGGGGUGUGCGAUGUGGUUGAGGAGGGAGGAGGGGGUUUGGAGUUGGAGGAAGGGGUUGGCAGUGUUUGUGGGGGUGGUUGUUAAUGCUGCAUUUGGGGCUAUGAGGAUUAUGAAUUAA
Messenger RNA from Aspergillus chevalieri, 963 nucleotides. Its product is annotated as DSC3 family protein. The record is from RefSeq and is a predicted model, not a curated record. Gene Ontology annotation, biological process: protein processing. The coding region runs from base 1 to 963 and encodes 320 amino acids. Lineage: Eukaryota; Fungi; Ascomycota; Eurotiomycetes; Eurotiales; Aspergillaceae. The transcript has a single exon. Gene Ontology annotation, cellular component: Dsc E3 ubiquitin ligase complex; endoplasmic reticulum. Gene Ontology annotation, molecular function: protein binding.